CCCCCCACAUUUCAAUCGCCUCCACUAAAACCCUAGUGAAGAAACCAGCCGCUCUGCUCACAGUAGCUCUGCCGAGCCAUGUCCGAGAUGGAGCUUUCUCGCUCGGAGAAGAAAAAGAAGAAGCACCGCUCCAAGGAUGAGACCCCUGUCGUCUUGCCCGAGCCACUCUCCUCUCUGGGUUCGGAGCCCACUCAGAAGGGCUCCGACUCUGGGGACUUCAUGAUCAAGCCCCAGAGCUUCACUCCUUCCAUUGACACCUCUCAAUGGCCCAUUCUUCUAAAAAACUACGACCGCCUCAACGUUCGUACAGGACACUACACUCCUCUCCCCUCCGGCUACUCCCCUCUCAAGCGUCCUCUCGAACAGUAUAUCAGGUACGGUAUUAUAAAUCUUGAUAAACCCGCUAACCCAUCUUCACAUGAGGUAGUUGCCUGGAUCAAACGGAUCCUCAAGGUCGAAAAAACGGGUCACAGUGGUACCCUCGAUCCCAAAGUCACUGGGAACCUGAUUGUUUGCAUUGAUCGAGCCACUAGACUCGUCAAAUCGCAACAAGGCGCUGGGAAAGAGUAUGUCUGUGUUGCUAGGUUGCAUUCUGCGGUACCCGAUGUGUCUAAGGUUGCUCGGGCACUCGAAACCCUCACUGGAGCUGUUUUUCAGAGGCCGCCUUUGAUUUCUGCGGUGAAGAGGCAGCUCAGGAUUAGGACUAUAUAUGAAAGUAAGCUUCUUGAGUAUGACGCUGAUAAGCAUUUGGUGGUUUUCUGGAUUUCUUGUGAGGCGGGGACUUAUGUGCGGACGAUGUGUGUGCAUUUGGGUCUGAUUCUUGGAGUUGGAGGGCAUAUGCAGGAGCUGCGGAGGGUAAGGUCGGGGAUUUUGGGCGAGAAAGAUAACAUGGUUACCAUGCAUGAUGUGUUGGAUGCACAAUGGAUGUACGAUAAUUAUAGGGAUGAGACCUAUUUGAGGAGGGUGAUUAUGCCGCUCGAAGUGAUUUUGACGAGUUAUAAGAGGUUGGUUGUGAAGGAUUCUGCUGUGAAUGCUAUUUGUUAUGGUGCGAAGUUGAUGAUUCCGGGAUUGUUGAGGUUUGAGAAUGAUAUUGAGGUUGGAGAGGAACUUGUGCUCAUGACUACCAAAGGAGAAGCAAUUGCAUUGGGGAUUGCAGAGAUGACAACUGCGGUGAUGGCAACUUGUGAUCAUGGUGUUGUCGCAAGGAUUAAGAGGGUAGUGAUGGAUCGGGAUAUGUACCCAAGGAAGUGGGGGUUGGGGCCGAGGGCAUCGAUGAAAAAGAAACUGAUAGCGGAUGGGAAGUUGGAUAAACAUGGGAAGCCAAAUGACAAUACCCCUCAAGAAUGGAUGAGGAACCUGGUUUUACCCACAGGUGGGGAUUCUGUGGUUGCAGGCAUUGCAGCUGCUACAGAACCUGCAGUAGUGAAGGAAAAGAAAGAGAAGAAUAAAAGUAAGGAUGAUGGUGAUGAUGGGGAGGGGCGUAAACGGAAGCUGGAUGAAAGCACCGAAACCCCUGUUCCCCUUCCUUCGAAGAAAGCUAAAGUUUCUGAAGUUACAGAGAUUCAGAAGGAAGAGGGCGUGAAGGUUAAGAAGGUCAAGGAAGAAGAGGCAGAGGUUGAAGUUGAAAAGAAAGAGAAGAAGAAAAAGAAAAAGAAGGAUAAAGAGGAUGGCGAUGCAGGUGCUUUAGGUGACGAAAAGGCCGAGAAGGAGAAGAAAAAGGAGCACAGAGAUAAGGUUGAAGCUGGUUCACCUGAAGCAGACAAGUCUGAGAAGAAGAAAAAAAAGAAGAAGAACAAAGAGGCCGAGGAUGGUGGGGCUGCAGCCCUUACUGGCAUUGCUAAUGGUGCAAGUGAUGGUGAGGCUAGUGUGAGUGAGAAGAAGAAAAAGAAGAAAAAGAAGAAUAAAGAUGCCGAGGAAGAGUAGAAAGGAUUAUGAUUUUGGUCUCUAUCUGCAAUGCUUUCUCUACAAAGCUAAUGUAGCCCACAAAUCGGAGAAUGGAUUGGACCUUAUGAUGAGAAAAAGGAAAGGAGGCUAGGAUGGUAGUGCUGCAUCGCCCACUGGCUUUUUUACUGGUGCCGGUGAAGGUGAUAAUGAGGCUGAAAUGAGCAAAAGAGAAGAAACUAGAAUAAAGAUGAAGAAGAAUAGAUUAAUUGGUUUUGAGUUGGUUUUUAAUUAGCAGAACUCUAGAACGUACAUCUGCUCUUUCUCCAGCAGUGAUUACUGCAUCGUAGUAACCUUUUAAUCCAUUUUUCUGGAGGACUACCUUUUGCGGUUUAGUUCCGCAUGUUAA
Juglans regia (Persian walnut) is the source of this 2290-nucleotide messenger RNA. RefSeq names its product H/ACA ribonucleoprotein complex subunit 4. The record is from RefSeq and is a predicted model, not a curated record. Gene Ontology annotation, molecular function: RNA binding; pseudouridine synthase activity. Gene Ontology annotation, biological process: snRNA pseudouridine synthesis; mRNA pseudouridine synthesis; box H/ACA sno(s)RNA 3'-end processing. The transcript has 2 exons. The coding region runs from base 79 to 1923 and encodes 614 amino acids. NCBI's taxonomy places the organism in Eukaryota, Viridiplantae, Streptophyta, Magnoliopsida, Fagales, Juglandaceae. Gene Ontology annotation, cellular component: box H/ACA snoRNP complex.